This is a messenger RNA of Mytilus californianus (California mussel), 10203 nucleotides long. RefSeq names its product acetyl-CoA carboxylase-like. Bases 120 to 7127 code for a protein of 2335 amino acids. Gene Ontology annotation, biological process: fatty acid biosynthetic process. The transcript is spliced from 56 exons. Gene Ontology annotation, molecular function: ATP binding; metal ion binding; acetyl-CoA carboxylase activity. The record is from RefSeq and is a predicted model, not a curated record. Lineage: Eukaryota; Metazoa; Mollusca; Bivalvia; Mytilida; Mytilidae.
AUAACUACUCACGCCACUGAUCAGCCGAUGCCAUGGAACUUUAUUGGAAAACAUAAUUUUUCUCAAGAAUAACCAAAAUAUAUACAAAAGACACGAACAGCUGAUCUUGAUUGAAUGGUAUGGCGAACAAUGAAAAAAAUAAGGUGAAGUUUGAGGUUGGUGAUGACGAAGAUAAAUCUGAGUCUGAGAGGAUGGAAACUAAGCAGCCUGAAAGUCGACUAGACAUUGAUGAAGAGAAAACUCCAAUCAACUCCCCAUUGGCACAUGACAAUCGCCAGCAGUCUCCAGCCAGAUUAAAGAUCUACAUAAACAAACAGCAUUCAAUGUCGGGAGCUACCAACUUGGACACCAAAGGGAAAAAGUUGAGUCUGUCACCUAAAGAUUGUGUGGUUGCAACACCAGAGGAAUUUGUCAAGAGAUUUGGAGGGAAUCAUGUUAUAAAUAAGGUAUUGAUAGCCAACAAUGGUAUAGCUGCUGUAAAGUGUAUGAGAUCCAUCAGGAGAUGGUCUUAUGAGAUGUUCCGUAACGAGAAGGCUGUCAGAUUUGUUGUCAUGGUUACACCAGAAGAUUUAAAAGCAAAUGCUGAAUACAUUAGGAUGGCAGACCAGUAUGCACAAGUACCAGGGGGAUCUAAUAAUAAUAACUAUGCUAAUGUGGACCUGAUUCUGGACAUUGCUAAACGAACACAAGUACAGGCUGUAUGGGCAGGAUGGGGACAUUCAUCAGAGAAUCCCAAACUACCAGAACUUCUACAUAAAAACAAUAUUAUAUUUAUUGGACCACCAGAGUAUGCCAUGUGGGCAUUAGGAGAUAAGAUAGCUUCAUCAAUAGUGGCCCAAACAGCCAAUGUACCAACACUGCCAUGGAGUGGUUCAGGUUUGACUGUAGACUGGAAUGAGAACAAAGGUCAGCGUGUAACAGUUCCAAAUGAUGUCUUUAAGAAAGCUUGUGUAAAAGAUGCUGAAGAAGGAUUAAAGGCUGCCAAGAAGAUAGGAUUCCCAGUAAUGAUCAAAGCCUCCGAGGGAGGAGGAGGGAAGGGAAUAAGGAAGGCUGAAAGUGAAGUGGAUUUCCAUAACUUAUUUAGACAGGUACAAACAGAAAUUCCAGGUUCUCCAAUCUUUAUCAUGAAGAUGGCAUUAUCAGCCAGACAUUUAGAAGUACAGAUUUUAGCAGAUAAUUAUGGGAAUGCUGUAUCCCUGUUUGGUCGUGACUGUUCUAUACAGAGAAGACACCAGAAGAUUAUAGAGGAGGCACCAACAGCUAUUGCUAGUCCUGACGUGUUUGAAAUGAUGGAAAAGGCAGCUGUCACUUUAGCUAAGAUGGUUGGUUAUGUCAGUGCUGGGACAGUAGAAUAUCUGUACAACUCUGAAGAUGACACUUUCCAUUUUCUGGAAUUAAAUCCCAGAUUACAAGUGGAACAUCCAUGUACAGAAAUGGUGGCCGAUAUCAACCUCCCUGCUGCUCAGUUACAGAUUGCUAUGGGUUUACCUCUAUACAGAUUGAAAGACAUCAGAAAUAUGUACAGCCUGGAUCCCUGGGAACCAACUAUAAUAGAUUUUGAGCAACCCACCUAUAAACCAAGCCCCAGGGGUCAUGUGAUAGCAGCAAGGAUAACCAGUGAAAACCCGGAUGAGGGAUUUAAACCAAGCUCUGGAACAGUACAAGAACUGAAUUUUAGAAGCAGUAAAAAUGUCUGGGGAUAUUUCAGUGUCGUAGCAUCAGGAGGGCUCCAUGAGUUUGCUGACUCACAAUUUGGACAUUGUUUCUCUUGGGGAGAGGACAGAGAAGACGCUAGAGAAAAUUUGGUUGUAGCAUUGAAGGAACUGUCCAUCAGAGGUGAUUUCAGGACAACAGUAGAAUAUUUGAUCAAACUUUUAGAGACGGAAGAAUAUCAAAACAAUAGGAUAUCUACUGCCUGGUUAGACAAACUGAUCUCAGAGAAAGUUCAAGCUGAGAAACCACCAACCAUGCUAGGGGUGAUCUGUGGAGCAUUGCAUAUCGGAGAUCAAACUAUUACAUCUAGCUUCCAGAACUUUCAGGCUUCUUUAGAAAAAGGACAGAUCUUACCAACACAUUCCCUGAACAACAAAGUGGACGUAGAAUUUAACUAUGACUGUAUCAAAUAUUGUUCACAGGUUGUGAAAACAGGAGUUAGUACUUAUUUCAUCAGUAUGAAUAAAUCCUUCAUCGAUAUUGAAGCUCACAGAUUGAGUGAUGGAGGGUUGCUGAUAUCAUUUGAUGGGUCCAGUCACACCACUUAUAUGAAGGAGGAAGUGGAUAGUUACAGGAUAACUAUUGGUAACAGGACUUGUGAUCUACAUAAAGAAAAUGAUCCUACAGUCCUCAGGUCACCAUCAGCAGGAAAGUUACUAAGCUACACUGUAGAUGAUGGUGGACAUGUUUUUGCUGGUGCUACAUAUGCUGAGAUGGAAGUGAUGAAGAUGGUCAUGGAAUUACGGGUGUCAGAGAAUGGCUGUGUACACUUUGUCAAGCGGCCAGGAGCAGUACUAGAUGCAGGUAGUUAUGUAGCAAGGUUAGAUCUUGAUGAUCCCAGUCGUGUACAACAGGCUGAACUGUUUACUGGAUCAUUACCUACAUUACAAAACCCACUGAACCAUGGCGAAAGGUUACAUCAGGUUUUCCAGAGAACACGUACUGAGUUAGAGAACUUAUUAGCAGGAUAUGUACUGCCUGAACCUUUCUUUAGUACCAGGGUGAAGAAAUCAGUAGAAACUUUAAUGAAAUGUCUCAGGGAUCCUUCAUUACCACUACUUGAAAUGCAGGAAUUGAUUUCAAUUAUCUCUGGAAGAGUACCAACACAUGUAGAGAGAGCAAUCAAAAAGUUACUACAGACAUACGCCAGUAAUAUAACAUCAGUACUCAAUCAAUUUCCUAGCCAACAGAUAGCUACUGUGAUAGAUGGCCAUGCUGCUACACUUACAAAGAAAACAGAACGAGAAAACUUCUUCAUGACAACUCAGGGCAUUGUACAGCUAGUGCAAAGAUACAGAAAUGGUAUCCGUGGACACAUGAAGACAGUUGUUCAGGAUUUAUUGAAACAGUAUCUUAGAGUAGAACAACAGUUCCAACAAGGUCAUUACGAUAAAUGUAUCACCAAGUUGAUGGAGAAGAAAACUGAUGACAUGUCUGCUGUAGCUGCUAGUAUUAUAUCUCACCUGGCUGUCAGACCUAAAAAUAAACUGAUAAUCCUACUGAUUGAACAUUUAUUUGGCAAAGAACCAGGCUUGACAGAUGACUUGGCUUCCAUCUUAACAGAACUGACCACCCUUAACAGACAAGACAAUAGCAGUGUAGCACUCAGAGCCAGACAGGUACUGAUAGCAGCACAUCUUCCACCUUAUGAACUGAGACACAAUCAGAUGGAGUCGAUUUUCCUGUCCGCUAUUGACAUGUAUGGUCCAGAAUACAACCCUGAUAACUUACAGAAAAUAAUUUAUGCUGAGACUGCAAUCUAUGAUGUUCUACAGGAUUUUUUCUGGCAUUCUAACUCCCUUGUCAGAAUGGCAGCUUUAGAAGUGUAUAUAAGAAGAGCUUACAUUGCCUAUGAUGUAAAUUGUGUACAGCAUUGUGAAAUAGAUGAGGAUUUAUGUAUAGUUGAGUUUAAGUUUUUACUUCCCCGAUCUCAUCCUAACAGACAUGACAGUUUAUUAUUUGAGGGAUACUUUUAUCCACCAGCUAGAAUGAUGGUAAUGAGGUUUGAUAGUUCCGAUAAGAUGACCGAGAUAAAGGAUGACCCUACUGCGGCCCACAUUGACCAGUUACAUGAUACACCAGUAUGUCAGAGGACAGGAAUCAUGGCAUCAUUUAAUUCUCUAGAGGACUUUGAUAAUAAAUUUGACAAGAUAAUGGAGAGGUUUUCCAUGGAUGGUAGCCCUUCAGACAGUCCUAACUUGUUCACAGAUAUAGGAUCUCCUCCCACAAAAGGAGAAGAUACAAUUUCAAUACAUAGUCUGUCAGAUGUAGAUGAACCUAUUCAUAUCAUUAAUGUGGCUAUCAGAUCAUCAGAGGUCUAUGAAGAUAACGUACUGUCCACCAUGUUUGAGAACUUCUGUAAAUCAAAGAGAGAAAUGAUGAAUGAGAGAGGCAUUAGAAGGAUUACAUUCUUUAUAUCAUCUAAGAAAAAAUUUCCAAAAUAUUUCACUUACAGAGCCAAAUUCAAUUUUUCGGAAGACUCAAUUUACCGUCACUUAGAACCAGCUUUAGCUUUUCAGUUGGAGAUUAACAGAAUGAGAAACUUUGAUUUAGAGGCUAUUCCUGUUUCUAAUCACAAGAUGCAUUUAUAUCUUGGUAAAGCUAAGGUUGCUAAAGGUCAGGAGGUCACAGACUACAGAUUUUUUGUCAGAGCUAUUAUACGACACUCAGAUCUUGUAACCAAGGAAGCCUCCUUUGAGUUUCUACAGAAUGAAGCAGAGAGAACUUUGUUAGAGGCCAUGGAUUCACUGGAAGUGGCAUUCUCUCAUCCUACUUCCAGGAAGACAGAUUGUAAUCAUGUGUUUUUGAACUUUGCUCCAACAUUGACAUUAACAGAGCCAGGAAAGUUAGAGGAGACAGUUAGAAGUAUGGUAAUGAGGUAUGGUGCCAGGCUCUGGAAGAUGAGAGUUUUACAUGCAGAACUUAAAUUUGUCAUCAGACUUUCACCUGGAGCACAGAGACUACCAAUCAGAUUGUUCCUUACAAAUGAAAGUGGAUACUACUUAGAUAUCAGUCUGUACAGGGAAGAAACAGAUUCUAGGACAGGUCAGAUUAUGUUCAAGGCCUAUGGGACCAAACAGGGACCACUACAUGGACUGUUAGUCAGUGCACCAUAUGUUACAAAGGACCAUUUACAACUAAAGAGAUUUCAGGCCCAGCAGUCGGGGACUACAUAUGUAUAUGAUUUCCCAGAAAUGUUCAAACAGGCAUUACUGAAGCAAUGGAAAGAAUAUAUCCAGCUUCAUAAGUUAAAAGAGAGUGAUAUACCAGAGGAUCCUUACUCCUGUACAGAACUGGUGUUAGAUAACAGAGGCAACCUACUGAUGCAAAACAGGCUACCAGGUCAAAAUGAGGUUGGUAUGGUAGCCUGGCAGUUGACAUUGAAGACCCCAUUAUAUCCCAGUGGUAGAACGAUUAUUGUUAUUUGCAAUGAUAUCACAUAUAAGAUUGGAUCAUUUGGACCACAAGAAGAUGUAUUGUUUAAGAGAGCAUCUGAGCAUUCAAGAACACAUGGAUAUCCCAGGAUUUAUAUAUCGGCUAACAGUGGAGCCAGGAUAGGUCUGGCAGAGGAGGUCAAACAUCUAUUUAAAGUAGCAUGGGAGGAUAACUCUGACCCUGAUAAGGGGUUCAAAUAUUUGUAUCUAAGUCCAGAAGAUUUUAAGAAAGUGAGUGCUAUGAACUCAGUCAGGGCUGAGUUAAUACAAGAUGGAGGAGAAUCUAGAUACAAAAUUACAGACAUCAUAGGAAGAGAUGAUGGACUUGGUGUAGAGAAUUUAAAAGGUUCUGGUAUGAUAGCUGGAGAGACAUCUAAAGCCUAUGAUGAAAUUGUUACCAUAAAUCUGGUGACUUGUAGAGCUAUUGGUAUAGGUGCAUAUUUAGUGAGACUAGGACAGAGAACGAUCCAAGUAGAAAAUUCUAACAUCAUCCUGACAGGUGCUAGUGCCCUUAAUAAGGUCUUGGGUAAGGAAGUAUACACCAGUAACAACCAGCUAGGUGGUGUACAGAUCAUGUAUAAUAAUGGAGUGUCACAUGACGUGGUAGCUAACGACUUUGAUGGUGUUGUCCAAAUAUUACAGUACUUGUCUUAUAUGCCAGAGAGACAUGGCAGUCCUUUACCAUUAAUGAGUUUAUCACAUGACCCUGUAGACAGAAAUAUAGAAUUUGUACCUACAAAGACACCCUAUGAUCCUAGGUGGAUGUUAGCAGGAAGGCCUCAUCCAGAUCGGAAGACAGUUUGGCAGUCUGGUUUCUUUGACCAAGGAUCGUUCAGUGAGAUAAUGGCAGGCUGGGCACAAACAGUGGUUGUUGGCAGGGCAAGGUUAGGAGGUAUUCCUAUGGGAGUUGUUGCCGUAGAAACGAGAACUGUGGAAACUUCCACACCGGCAGAUCCAGCCAAUUUAGAUUCAGAACUCAAGAUUUUACAGCAAGCUGGACAGGUGUGGUUCCCAGACUCUGCCUAUAAAACAGCGCAGGCCCUUAAAGAUUUUAACAGAGAGGAAUUACCAAUAAUGAUAUUUGCUAACUGGAGAGGAUUUUCUGGUGGAAUGAAAGACAUGUAUGACCAAGUGUUAAAGUUUGGAUCCUAUAUUGUGGAUGCUUUAGUAGAAUACAAACAGCCAAUCAUGAUUUAUAUUCCACCAAAUGGAGAGUUGAGGGGUGGAGCUUGGGUUGUAGUAGAUCCAUCAAUCAAUCCUACCCACAUGGAAAUGUUUGCUGAUCAAUUGUCAAGGGGUGGUGUUCUUGAACCAGAAGGCACAGUUGAAAUCAAAUUCCGAGAGAAAGACUUGAUAACAACAAUGAAACGUAUAGAUCCUGUAACAAGGAAAAUUGUAGAGAAUUUAAACAGUCCUGAAUUAUCAGAGGAAGAAAUAAAAACUUUGGAAGAUAAGAUGAAAAAGAGAAAGGAUUUAUUAUUACCAAUGUACCACCAGGUGGCAGUAGUGUUUGCUGACCUCCAUGACACACCAGGUCGUAUGGAUGAGAAAGGAGUUAUUAGUGAUGUUUUAGAAUGGUCCAGAAGUAGAGAGUUUUUCUAUUGGCAUGUUAGACGAAGAUUACUAGAGAAUGAAGUUAAGAACAGGAUUCGUCAAAUCACAGACAGUCAGAGUGAAGGACAAUUAAAGUCUAUGAUAGGCCGGUGGUUUGUGGAGGACCAGGGAGCUAUUAAUGCUUAUAAAUGGGAGGACGACAAAUCUGCUGUAGAAUGGUUAUUAGAACAAAAGAAAGAUGGAGCUGACAAUUCAAUAGAUGACAACAUCAGAUGUUUACACAGGGAACAUGUGUUACAAAAAGUUAGAAGCUUGUUACAAGAUUAUCCAGAGGUUGCCAUGGACUCAAUUGUACAUAUAACUCAACACAUGACAGCAAGCCAACGAACAGAAGUGUCCAGAAUUCUAGCCAGCAUGGAUUCUUGACCAGGGAGAAAAACUUAGACACUUAAUUCUAUGAUUUACAUUUAUUAAUUAGAAAAAAGAAUUAAUUAUGUUGCCAGUACUUAAUUAGAACAUUCUUAGCAGUAAGCUGUGUUAUCAGUGAUAUUGCUUGUCUGCUAUAAAUGAUUAAAUCAGAUGAUGCAUUUUACAUGGAAUCUUAUAGUGCUACUGACUAACAUUGUGUCAAUUAAUGUUGUACAGAUCAGAUAUUUAUAUUAUAGUAUAAGCAUGCAAUGUGUUAAAUAUGGGCAUUUAAAUUCAGAAAAUAAUUUUCAAACACUUUCAAUAAACAUGUUUAGAACAUUGUGAAUAAUAGAUUGACCUUGUCAUACCUCUUUUGUGAUUUUGAAAUUAUAUUUUAUAUCAUUAUUGUGAUAAAAGCCACCAUGACCAAUCAACUAUUUUUUAUAUUUGUAUGUUUUGUUAUUGUUUUUGUACUAAAGUAAUUAUGUGUAAAUAUUUGUUUUUGUUUUUGUGUUGAUUUUCACUACUGUCACUUUUGUUUUGAAUAAAUUCAAUUUUAUUGGAUAGAAAACAUCAAGCUUAUUUGUGUCUUUGGGUAGCUAUUUUAUUAUUAACCCACCAUCUCCUUUUAUUCAUAAGAAUUAAGAUCCUUAAAUAAAUCAGGAUAAAACAGUACUAUUCAAAUCAGUUGUAGUAAACAGUUAAUUAAGAUAUGAAGGUAUUUCUGUGUAUUGUUUAUUUAAAUGUAGAAAUAUGAAUGGAAGUGCAUAAAGUGUGGCAGCACUUUAGUUUAUGAUUCUACUUACGUCCACAUUUUCAAAUGCUGAGAAAACUACAAAAAAUGAAUUUAAUUCUAGUACUUACAUCAAUCUCAUUCCAAAGUCAAAGUAGAAGCAUAAAUCCAAUACAGAACAACACAUAAUUCAUGUGUGUCAACAGAUUUAUGUUUAGGUUUUACAGGUUCUAUGUACAGGAUUGUUUAUAUACAUAUGACAUCAUGAAGGGGCAUACAUGUAUGCCGCCAUGAUUCAUACAGAUAUCAACAAAACAUUUUUAGUCCCCUACCAAAGAAGUCGAAGGGGACUUUGGGUUUAAUUCCUGUUCGUCUGUCCAUCCGUCAGUCUGGCAAAUCAGUUUUCCACACUUUUUUUCUUCGUUCUCGAAGAUAUUGUUUGAUAUUUGGUAUAUAGUUUUGCCAUCACAAGUUAUAGAUCAAGUUCGAAUUUUGUUCUGGUCUGAUGAUUUAGUACAGAGUUAUGGACCAUAACUCUGGACCAUAUCUAAUGUUAGAGUACUAUGUUAAACCAUAUUUCUGUACAAAGGGAGAUAACUCAUUUUUUAAAAGACAUUCUUUGGUAAAUUAUUUGAAGAAUUUUUUUUUUGGCAGGUUUGUUUGUUCUUUUGUAUAAACUAAUUUUAUGAAUGCUAUAUAUAUAUAUAUAUAAAAAUAUGAAGUGAAAUCCUUUAAUUAGAUAAUAAUCUAUUUUUGUUAAUGUAUGUAUUACAUUACAUUGUGUAUAUAAAAAUUGUUGACAUUUUAUAGAUAACUUACAAAUCUAUAUUACUUUGUGACAAAUAAAAGAAAAAAUAUUUGGAACUAUUAAUUAUAUUUGAUUAUAAUUUGAAAAUAGAUAUACACUGUAUUACAUCAUAUCUAAUUUUAGAGAACUAUUAAUCAUAUCUAAUGUUAAAGUGUUUUCCACACUUUUUUUCAUCAUGCUUGAAGAUAUUGUUUGAUAAUUGGUAUAUAGUUUUAUCAUGACAAGUUAUACAGAUCAAGUUCAAAAUUUUGUUUCGGUCUGAUAAUUUUGUGCAGAGUUAUGGUCCUUGGACUUGAAAAAUUCACUCAUUUAAUCAGUUUUCCUCACUGUUUUUAGUCAUGCUUGAAGAUAUUGACUUGAUAUUUUCUUUUUGUUUACACCAUGACAAGUUAUAGAACAAGUUAGCUUUUUGUUCCAGUAUAAUGAAUUUUUACCUGGUAGGGGACUAUUUAUUGCCAUGCAAUACUCUCAGAAUGCUUGUUAAAUCAUGUGAUGGCAUCUUAAAUUCAGUGAAAGCUAUAUUGUAAUUAUUGCACAUUAUAUGAUCUGUAGUAAUAUAUGACACUGUAUCCAAUCUUAGGACAUUUGUAUGAUUUCUGCUCUUUGUUGAUCUUUUGUUUUAUUAUUGUUAUUUGAAUUGUCUCUUUGUUUAUUUUUUCACAUGUUCAAAUAUUAAGUGCUAAGUUUACCAAGCAGAUAAUGUCAUCAAUAUUUACAUGUUUUAUAAAUCUAUAAAUUUAUAUUUCUAUUUAUGUCUUAUUUAUUAUUAAUGUCUAAGUAUUUAUCUCGAUUCUUGUUGAUUUUUAGGCAGCAGCUAAUUAUUAAUUUUAUUAUUAUUAAUAUUCAAAAGAUGUUAUAGUUUCUGUUAUGGGACCUGUGUACUAAAGGUGUCUUCGAUAGGUGACUGUCUCUUUGACACUUUAUCUCAUUUUUUUUUUAUAGAAGAUAUUAAGUAUCUUUUAUCAUGAAGUUGAAAUUAAGUAUUAAAAGAAGGUUAGCUUUCAAAAAGCAUUUUUCUGUCCUUAUGGACUAAUUAAUCGAUUAUUAAUAUAGAACUAUUCUUAUGCAGUCUGAACAUAAUAUAUAAUGUCAUUUGAUUGGAAGAUGUGUGCUGCCAAUUCUCAACUGAUGGUUGGGGUCAUUGCCAACAAUGCUAUGCAAUCAUCACAGUCUACAUUUCUGUUUAAUAAUUUAUUUUGCACAUAUACUUGUAUUGCAUUUGAAUUGGAAUAACAGUACUGGAAUUGAAAAGUUCCUACCAUCAAAUCCCCAAUUCAUGUUGAUAAAACUGUAUUUUGAUUCAGGAGUCCCUUCAUUUUCCUAGUUAAGACUUUUUUGAGAAUCAAACAUUAAUACACAUGGGAGAUUAGUAGUUUUUUUGUAAAAUCAGUGUUUGAGAAACAAUACUAAAAUCUUUGAUAUCUUACAGAUAUUGUCGGGCAAGUAUUAAAUGUGAAAAGUUAAUGGUAGGGGUACUAUUACAGUAAUAUUGGCUGUUCUAUAUUGACUGGUAGAAAUGUUCACAAAUAAACAGACUAUACAAUCAUGCUAAA